AUGCACUAUGCUCGCGACAACAAUGAAUGUAAAGAUGAAGGUGUUUCUCUCAACGAUAGUAAGUCUUAUCGAAAAGAUUUCACUUCGAUCAAAAGUGAGCCUCAAAGACCGUUUGAACAGCAGUCUAAGUUUUCUGCUAGCCUCGUGUUGGAGCACACCAUCGGCUUCUCCGCGGUGCCAAACUCAAUUUACUAUCACCCUUCAGGCCAAGACUACGUGUAUCCUGCUGGCGGAGUCAUCUUGCUAACACCUUUUCAAGACGCGCAUAACCAGAUUUUCUUGCGCGGACAUCAUGACAACGUUUCAUGCAUCGCAUUAUCUCCUUCAGGUAGAAUCUUGGCAUCGGGUGAGCGUGGUAAGCGAGCAGAUGUCCUCGUUUGGGACUACUUUUCUCGGCGACUUGCUUUCCGGCUGUCAGAACAUGACGCCGGUGUCGCUGCACUUGCCUUCUCGGAUGAUGAGCGACUGCUUUGCUCAGUAGGUGUUCCAGAAGAAGGACCACGGAUGUACAUUUGGGACGUCCAGACUGGUUAUAUUUGCGCAGCACACCAAAAAAUGUCUAAUAUUGUCUCUGCAGUUGCAUUUGGAGGCAUGGCACGCGAUGUCAAGCGACGUAAUACACCCAACUAUCAGUUUGCAACGGUUGGACAUCGCUUGCUGCAGCUUUGGGUGCUUGAUCCAGUUAGAGGCGACCUCACGCAGUACAGAAUCGAACAGUCUCUCGUUCGUGAUUAUACAUGCGUACAAUUUUCACCCGACCGCGAGGUCCUGAUAGCUGGUAGUUCCAGUGGCGACUUCUGUGUUGUCAAUGUGAAAACUCGACAGCUUAUCAAGGUGGUACCAGCAUGUUCUUGUGGUGUCAAUUCCCUUGUGUAUUUUGAAGGAGGACUUUUAGUAGGAGGUGGUAACGGAAGUUUUUUGCACUAUAGACACGAUUUCGUAGAUACCUGCCACCUCGCUUUUGACAGUGCUGUUGUGGGCAUAGCCCUUCACGCUGCUCAAAAUGAAGUCGUGGUUGGCACACAAGCUGGAAGUAUAUUUGUGGUGCGUCUAGCAUUUGGUAACUCGCACCACAGUUUGCAAAAGAAGUUGUUGUCCGAAAACCACUCGAAUGCUGUAGUGCAGGUUGCAUACACCUCAAAUGUGUCUGAUCGAUUUGCCACUAUCUCUCAGGACUGCACUAUUCGCAUAUGGGAUGCCUCUGAUUACACAGUCGCUACAUGCUGCUUCGUCCGCGGUGCUGGCGCUCCUACAUCCCUCCAUUAUUCGCUAGAUGUACUUCUGUCAGGCUGGACUGACGGAUGCAUUCGAUCUCAUUGCAGUAAAUCUGGUACCUUUAUCUGGUCCAUCGAUAAUGCACACGUUGGUGGGGUUACAGCACUUAAAUUAAGCCACAACCAGCGCUUGAUCGUGUCAGCAGGAGUCAUGGGUGAAGUACGGGUGUGGGAUAUUCGCAAGCGGGACCUGAUUUCUCACCUGAAAGAGCACACUAUGCCCGUAACGAGUCUGGCCUUGUAUCAGGACGAUCUGCACGUCAUUUCGGGCGGCCGAGAUCGAAGGCUGCUAUGCUGGGAUCUACGCAACGAGCGAAAAGUUUCAUGUCACCUCCAGCGGAUAGGCGGGAUAAACGCUGUAGCGCUAUUUACUGACCAGAAUCUUGUACUCAGUGCUGGUCAGGGCAAGCGUAUAUCGUAUUGGGAUCUGCGCAUCGACAACCCCUUCACAGUGAUCCCAGAAGCUCACAAAGAAGAAAUCACGUGUAUUGCUAUGGCACAUGAUUUGGAAGUAUUUGCCACAGGCGGAAAAGAUCGACUGGUGAAGUUAUGGAACCGUAAUACCAGUCAAUUAAUCACGGACGGCGUAGGUCACUCCGGGAAUGUCCUUCAUUUAGCAUUUAGUCCCGAUGAUCGCCAGCUUGUCUCUGCUGGUGAUGAUGGCUGCGUGUUCGUAUGGAAUCUGUACACAUAG
Molecule: messenger RNA, 1968 nt
Organism: Plasmopara halstedii
Lineage: Eukaryota; Oomycota; Peronosporomycetes; Peronosporales; Peronosporaceae
Product: wd40 repeat protein
Exons: 1
Coding region: 1-1968 (655 amino acids)
Biological process (GO): cilium assembly
Molecular function (GO): protein binding
Source: RefSeq, a predicted model, not a curated record